GGAGUCGGAGACUCCCCUAGUCCCCUGCGCAGUGGGCACUCACAGUUACCUUAUCGUCGCCGCUGGACGAACACCGAUGGCCGCGCCCCCGCCUGCAGCAGCAGCACCGCCUCCCGCCAUGUCCGCCCUCCCCACCUUCGCCUCCUCCCACCCUUAUCCGUCUCUCCCCACGACCAAACCCCUCACCCCCAACUCGCGGCUCAACUUCGCCCAUGCCGGCGUCGCCGCAUCUCCCAAUGCCGUCCCCCACCGCGCCGUCUCCAACGACCGCCUGCGAGGCCUCGUCCGCAGGGGAGACCUCGAAGAGGCUCUCCGCCUCGUCGAGUCCAUGUCCGGCCUCGAACCCUCCGCCGCCCCGGGGCCUUGCGCGGCGCUCAUCAAGAAACUCUGCGCGUCCGGGCGCACGGCCGAGGCCCGGCGCGUGCUGGCCGCCUGCGAGCCCGACGUCAUGGCCUACAACGCGAUGGUAGCUGGGUACUGCGUCACGGGGCAGCUCGACGCCGCUCGCCGGCUCGUGGCGGACAUGCCCAUGGAGCCCGACUCGUACACCUAUAACACGCUCAUCCGCGGCCUGUGUGGACGCGGCAGGACCGGGAACGCCCUUGUGGUGCUCGACGAUAUGCUCCGCCGAGGGUGUGUGCCCGACGUCGUCACCUACACCAUCCUGCUCGAGGCCACGUGCAAGAGGAGCGGGUACAAGCAGGCCAUGAAGCUUCUGGACGAGAUGCGUGCCAAGGGAUGCGCCCCAGACAUUAUCACCUACAACGUCGUUGUUAAUGGCAUCUGCCAAGAAGGACGGGUUGACGAUGCCAUCGAGUUCUUGAAGAGCCUGCCGUCGCAUGGAUGCGAGCCAAACACUGUUAGCUACAACAUUGUGCUGAAGGGCUUGUGUACUGCAGAGCGGUGGGAGGACGCCGAGAAGCUCAUGGCUGAGAUGAGCCAGAAGGGUUAUCCCCCAAAUGUGGUAACAUUCAACAUGCUCAUCAGUUUCUUGUGCCGUAGAGGAUUGGUUGAGCCUGCGAUGGAAGUUCUUGAUCAGAUCCCAAAGUAUGGGUGCACACCUAAUUCUUUGAGUUACAACCCAAUACUUCAUGCAUUCUGCAAGCAAAAGAAAAUGGAUAGGGCCAUGGCGUUUGUGGAAUUGAUGGUCUCCAGGGGCUGUUACCCUGACAUCGUUUCAUACAACACUCUUCUUACUGCGCUCUGUCGUGGUGGGGAGGUUGACGCAGCUGUUGAAUUGCUUCAUCAACUCAAGGACAAAGGCUGCACUCCUGUUUUGAUUAGUUACAACACGGUCAUCGAUGGCCUUACUAAAGCUGGGAAGACAAAGGAAGCUUUAGAGCUGCUGAAUGAGAUGGUAACCAAAGGGCUCCAACCGGAUAUAAUCACUUAUUCAACAAUAUCUUCUGGUCUUUGUCGAGAAGAUAGAAUUGAAGAAGCAAUUAGAGCAUUUUGUAAAGUGCAAGAUAUGGGCAUAAGGCCCAACACAGUGCUUUACAAUGCAAUACUUCUUGGACUUUGCAAAAGACGCGAAACACACAAUGCUAUCGACCUGUUCAUUUACAUGAUAUCGAAUGGCUGCAUGCCUAAUGAAUCAACUUACACUAUAUUGAUUGAAGGCUUGACUUAUGAGGGCUUGGUUAAGGAGGCACGGGAAUUACUGGGUGAGUUGUGCUCUAGAGGAGUUGUGAGUAAGGGUUUGAUAAAUAAGGCGGCCAUUAGGUUGCUUGAUGGAACUACACAUACUUAAAAAGGUUGAUCAGCAGUACCAUGUGGAUCCAGGAAUAUGUUUUUGUGCAUCAUCAUCGGCAGGACGGGUACUUCACUACACUUAAUGACAUCUUAAUUCAUGCUGCUAUCUUAUUAGCAUGGCUGAUGAUAUGCUGUAACUGAAAUUGGUAUAUGAGGAUGCAUAAUUGAUACCUGAUGCCUAGACUUCGGCAUAUGAUGAGAAGUUUCUCCCUUUUUCCCAACUUGAGCUCAGAGAUUAAUUGAAACUUUCCUAGUGUAGAUUACAAUCCUGAUAACCACUGGGAAGCACAUGUAACAAAAAACUUUUAGGAUUCGCAAAAACACAAAACGUUUAGGCAGUGGUCGUAUUUAUCUACAUAACAGGAUGGAAGCAGAGUACAUAAAGAGAGAACAUUUUUUGUGCGAGUGUCCGGGGCCGCUAGGGCGCAUCUGUGGUGCCGGUGUGCAGGCAGGUUUUGUCUACUCUGCUGAAACGACACAAGUCGAAUCCGAGGGUGGAGUAUGUGGUUCUUGUCUAGAUUUCUCAGUGACUAAAUUUGUAAGAGGAUCGAGGAACCUUCCCUGGAAGAACGCCAGACGUGUGACAGGCUGCAGCAGGGAAGAACGCCAGACGUGUGACAGGCUGCAGCAGGGAAGAACGCCAGACGUGUGACAGGCUGCAGCACGCAGAGAUGUCUCAACUCACAACGUUCUCAUCCUUCGAGGCAUGGAAAUUCAUACACCCUUGCUAGAAUGGUCUCCAACUGCAGAUUGAUGUAAUGUUUAAGUACCCAGAAAUGAAUAAUCAGUGGUUUUGGUUUUAGGUUCCA
Molecule: messenger RNA, 2561 nt
Organism: Brachypodium distachyon (stiff brome)
Lineage: Eukaryota; Viridiplantae; Streptophyta; Magnoliopsida; Poales; Poaceae
Product: pentatricopeptide repeat-containing protein At1g09900
Exons: 2
Coding region: 77-1750 (557 amino acids)
Molecular function (GO): protein binding
Source: RefSeq, a predicted model, not a curated record